This is a messenger RNA of Somion occarium, 1201 nucleotides long. The record is from the annotation of a GenBank genome assembly. NCBI's taxonomy places the organism in Eukaryota, Fungi, Basidiomycota, Agaricomycetes, Polyporales, Cerrenaceae.
ACCCUCGUUCCGUUGUUGAAAGCCCACCACCGCUAGCAAGACCACACCCUGCCGUCCUUAACUUUCGGAAGGUAGUUGAAGAUCUAAAUGGAACCCUUACUUCAGAAAAUCCUAGUUGUAGGCGGAAAUGGAUUCGUUGGGUCCGCUGUCUGCAAAGCUGCCCUCGCACGAGGGAUGCAGGUGACAAGCAUUAGCUCGUCCGGUCGGCCAUACACGACACCUAAAGGCCAUUCUCCGGCCUGGACAUCCAAAGUGAAUUGGCAGGCAGCUGAUGCACUCAAGCCAGAGUCAUACGCACAUCUCUUGCCUGACAAGAGUGCUGUCGUACACACGCUGGGGACGUUAUUCGAGGACACGCGUUAUAAGAAUGCGUUGAAGGAGGGUAACUUGCCUGCGUUAUUCAGUGCUUUCAUCUCAGGGAGCGCGAAUUCGCGCUCUGAUACCAAUCCGCUCAAAGAGCCCAAGAAGGAUGGCAGUUAUGAGCUGUUGAAUAGAGAUUCCGCGUUACGUGUGUUGCGAACGUUCCUCGACACGCAACCUGAAGUUCCUCUGAACAACCCUCGUGCAUUCGUGUUUGUAUCUGCUGAAGACAUCUUCCGACCCUUCAUCUCCGCUCGCUACAUCGAAACCAAACGGGAGGCAGAGUUGGCUAUUACGGACAUGGUAGCAACGCGGCCAGACGUCCGUGAGGUGCUAAUCCGACCUAGUCUGAUUUACCACCCUCAUUUCCGGCCUCUGACGUCUCCCGUAGCGGCGUUGCUUGACUUUUCAGCAACGGUUCACUCUAGACUACCCCGAGGCCUCCCUACGCCUGCCGGAUUGCUCCGUUCUAUCGCCUCGAACACAAGUUCGAAGUCACAAGGUAUACAUGCAUCGUUGGUGCAGCCUUCGCCAUUAGAUGCGAUAGCGAACGCGAUGACGAUUCCACCCAUUCAUGUUGAUCACGUUGCCGAAGCUAUCUGUACUGCGGUCGAGAACGAAAGAUCGGAUGUGAGGGGUGUGUAUGAUGUACGAGGGAUGAGAGAACUGAUCGGUUGGCACGAAAAGGGACAAGUUCAUGAUUCUUCUCGUCCUCUUCAGCAUGUGUAGACUGAGUAGUAUUACCUACCCUUCAUUCCCUGGGCAUCUUAUAUUUUCUGUGGGAAUACGCUUGCAUUGUGUGAAGGUUCAAGUUUGCAAUGAUAGACUAUUGGAAGCUGUC